AUGGGAGCCAUGGGUUUGCUAUGCUCAUUGCUACCUGUCCUGAUGGGCGCCAUGGUGACCGCUAGCGACGAGGCCGUGUUGCUUGCUUUCAAAGCGCAGGUCAACGACGGCGGCUCGCUCGACUCCUGGAACAACAGCGCCAACUUCUGCAGCUGGGAAGGCGUGACAUGCAGCCAUCGGAGGCCUGCACGGGUGGUGGCGCUGAGAUUGAACGGCACCGGGCUCGCUGGAGAACUUUCCUUGGUCAUCGGGAACCUCACGUUCCUGCGGAUGCUCAACUUGAGCUUCAACUCGCUCCACGGGGACAUUCCAGCAAGCCUCGGCCGCCUCCGCCGCCUGCAGAGGCUCUACUUGGGCGACAACUCCUUCUCCGGCACAAUCCCUGCCAACUUGAGCUCAUGCGUCAGCAUGACCAUAAUGGGACUGGACAACAACAAGCUUGGCGGACCCAUAGCUGCUGAGCUCGGCGAGAAGCUCACGUCCUUGGUAGUGAUCUCACUGGCCAAUAACAGCUUCACAGGGCUCAUCCCUGUGUCGCUUGCCAAUUUGUCACAUCUACGGUACCUUGAUCUCUCCCGUAACCAUCUCGUGGGCUCGAUCCCACCGGGGCUCGGAAGCUUGCAGAACAUGGAGAAAUUCAUGCUCGCUGAAAACAACCUCUCUGUCACUCUUCUUGUUUGGAUACUUUGCAAAAAGCUCAAACCAAGACAGAAGACAUCAGCACAAAAUUCAAUUGGCGAUCAGAAUUACAGGAGAAUCCCCUAUCAUGCAUUAUUGAGAGGAACUAAUGAGUUUUCAGAAGCCAACUUACUUGGGAGAGGAAGUUAUGGUGCGGUUUAUAAGUGUGAUUUGGACACUGAAGAAAGAACAUUGGCUGUCAAGGUGUUUAAUCUUGGUCAAUCUAGGUAUUCCAAGAGUUUUGAUGCUGAAUGUGAGGCCAUGAGAAGGAUACGACAUCGUUGUCUCAUCAAGAUCAUUACAUCUUGUUCGAGCAUCAACCACCAAGGUCAAGAGUUCAAGGCAUUGGUUUUUGAGUUCAUGCUGAACGGUAACUUGGAUAGUUGGCUUCAUCCAGGAUAUCAAGAGCCCACUAUAGACAACACUCUCAGCCUGGCCCAGAGGCUUGAUAUUGCUGUUGAUAUUGUUGGUGCAGUAGAAUAUCUGCACAACUACUGUCAGCCAUUGGUGAUCCAUUGCGAUCUUAAGCCAAGCAACAUUCUUCUUGAUGAAGACAUGAGUGCACGAAUUGGAGACUUUGGCAUAUCAAGAGUUCUUCAAGAGAAUACAAGCGAAGGGAUGCAAACUUCAUAUAGCUCAACUGGAAUUAAGGGUUCCAUAGGCUAUGUUGCUCCAGAAUACAGAGAAGGCUCUUCGGUCUCGACAGCCGGUGACAUUUAUAGUCUUGGCAUAUUGCUGCUUGAGAUGUCUACCGGAAGGAGCCCAACAGAAGGCAUGUUCGGAGAUUCAUUUGAUCUGCACAGGUUUGUCGAGGAUGCUCUUCAAGAUAGAACCUUUGAGAUAGCUGACCCAACAGUGUGGCUGCAUGGCGGACAACAUGAUAACACUGCAAGUAUCAGAAUCCAGGAAUGCUUGGUCUCGGUCUUCAGGCUUGGCAUAUCCUGCUCUAAGCAACAACCUCGAGACCGAGCAUUGACAAGAGAUGCAGCGGCUGAGAUGCACGCAAUCAGAGAUACGUACCUGAAAUUUACAGGCGAGCAAGGAGCAGAAAGAGAGGCCUCGACUCGAGAAAUUCAGAGCAUUGUUGAAUAA
Molecule: messenger RNA, 1770 nt
Organism: Triticum turgidum subsp. durum (durum wheat)
Lineage: Eukaryota; Viridiplantae; Streptophyta; Magnoliopsida; Poales; Poaceae
Source: the annotation of a GenBank genome assembly